AUGUCACAGUCCAACGUGGGAAACGCCCAGGUCUACGAAGCCGGCGACCAGCGCGUGCCUCCCGACUCGCAGAAGAACCAGAACCAGGCCGAGCCGUAUCAUGAGGGUCAGAAACAUGCCCACCAGGCGAAUGAUUCCAAGGACCAACGCAGCAUCGCCAACCGCCUAGCCGCGGCGGGACCACAGAACGAGACGGCGUCCGAGCAGGGAGAAAAGAGUGCAAGUGAGAUCGACCCGACUCUCCCGGCGAGACAGCAUGGCAAUAAGCCAUCGCGAGGCGCCCAGAUCGACAAGGAGAUCCAGGACGAAGAGGCUGAGAUCCUGGCGAAGAAGGGUGCUGCGUGA
Molecule: messenger RNA, 345 nt
Organism: Capronia epimyces CBS 606.96
Lineage: Eukaryota; Fungi; Ascomycota; Eurotiomycetes; Chaetothyriales; Herpotrichiellaceae
Exons: 2
Coding region: 1-345 (114 amino acids)
Source: RefSeq, a predicted model, not a curated record